UUUUAUUUCUUUUUUCAGGACAAGCGAAUAUUCCUCUUACCAUGGAUCGUUAACAUGAUCUCUUGCAGUACGGUUGACAUUUCACACGUAUUGUAUUUAAUCUUAAUAACGCCAAACUUUAAUCCAAUAAUGGCGAUGCUCUACACGCUGAACUUUUUCCUCCUGUGUUUAAACGUGUACUCUCUUCUAUGUGUUAUCUCACAAUAUCAAGAAUAUUUGGCCGAUCGUGGUACGGCAGCGGAUGACAACAACUACAGGGUCAGUAUUCUGAAAGUCUCACGAAGGAAAGGGCAACGUGAUAAGGGAGGAAAAGUUCCAGUUGUGAGAUACACAGUACAACCAACGACAACUGCAACAUCCUGUUUGAGCUCACGAAAAGCAACGACCAAUAACGAGACGAAGACAACACCAACCCCAACCCAAAGUCCAACUACAUCACGGUAUCUUUCGUUUCCUAUAAAGAGUCCUACGGUAGGACGAGCACAUAAAAAGCAUGUUCAAUUUCCGGACACCCCAACAUCAACGUCUACCUCAACGCCAACGGCAAUACCGAUGUCUAUGGAAAAAUCAG
This is a messenger RNA of Polistes canadensis, 571 nucleotides long. RefSeq lists its product as uncharacterized. NCBI's taxonomy places the organism in Eukaryota, Metazoa, Arthropoda, Insecta, Hymenoptera, Vespidae. The record is from RefSeq and is a predicted model, not a curated record.